This is a messenger RNA of Saimiri boliviensis boliviensis (Bolivian squirrel monkey), 715 nucleotides long. The record is from RefSeq and is a predicted model, not a curated record. Lineage: Eukaryota; Metazoa; Chordata; Mammalia; Primates; Cebidae.
UGAUGACAUGAUUAACCUCUUAGAGCGUUUAAAGCAUGAUAUGUUGACCCGUCAAGUAGACCAUGUGUUUAGAGAUGUUAAAGAUGCUGCCAAAUUGUAUAAAAAGGAAAGGUGGUUGUCCUUGCCGUCUCAGUCAGAGCAGGCAGUCAUGUCCCUGUCCAGUUCAGCCUGCCCGUUACUGCUGACGCUACGAGACCAUUUACUGCAGCUGGAGCAGCAGCUCUGUUUCUCCUUAUUUAAAAUGUUUUGGCAAAUGCUUGUCGAGAAGCUGGAUGUAUACAUCUACCAAGAAAUAAUUCUUACUAAUCACUUCAAUGAAGGAGGAGCAGCUCAGCUGCAGUUUGAUAUGACUUGGAAUCUUUUCCCUUUGUUUUCUCACUAUUGCAACAGACCUGAAAAUUAUUUUAAACAUAUAAAAGAAGCCUGUAUUGUUUUGAUUUUGAACGUCGGUUCUGCACUACUCCUGAAAGAAGUCCUGCAGUCAGCUUCAGGGCAACGUCCUGCCACAGCAGCAUUAAAUGAAGUUGGAAUAUACAAACUGGCUCAACAAGAUGUUGAGAUUCUACUUAAUUUGAGGACCAAUUGGCCUAAUACUGGAAAAUAAUGUCUUUCAGAAAAAGGUUUUUUUUUUUGCUUUUUAAGAAUCCGCCAGUUUGAUUUCUAGUUAAAUGAUGAAUGAUGAAAUUCUGAAUUAAUGAAACUGGAAAACUUUAUA